This is a messenger RNA of Clavispora lusitaniae ATCC 42720, 1557 nucleotides long. RefSeq lists its product as uncharacterized. Lineage: Eukaryota; Fungi; Ascomycota; Pichiomycetes; Serinales; Metschnikowiaceae. The record is from RefSeq and is a predicted model, not a curated record.
AUGUCUGGGGAAAACAGUUUACGCCCUUAUUAUAACCACGAUACUUUUGAUGCUGGGUAUCUGGUAAUCUUUAAACCCGGCAUUGGUCUCGUGGACACUGCCACGAACAAACCGAUUGUUGCGUACUUGGGCAAUAAUGUAUCAAAAUCCAGCAACUUUGGCGCCGGAAGCAUAGGUUUGCUGGGCAUAGGGAAGGUGCUGUCUCUGGAUGUCUCGGUAUUACUGACAGACAAAAAUUACGUGUACGACUUGGAGCUUCUGGAAUACUUUGACGUGAACAACUUUCUGGAACUUUUCAAGAACUUGGUAUGGAACUUCAUGCGAAACUAUUGCAAGGUAUUGAUUUCGCAACCUUUAGAGAUAGCACGGCUUGUCCUUCAGGUAGGGUUCUUCGAUUUCCGUGACGGGUCUGCUUCCAGCAGUGCUUCCAAACGCUCAAGACUUAAACUUGAAUCGAACAGCACUGCUGACCAUGAUAUUGCGGCAAGCUCCUCCGACGAGGCGGAUGAAGCUAUCGACUACUUUCAACUGCCUUGGGAGUCAUCUAGUGGUGUUACGGUUCCACAGAAGACCAAUAAUGAGACGCAUACUGUGAAACCACGCAAAGCACGCAACCCACACAAAAUUAAUCCAGUUUCCCAACAUACAAUUGACAUUAUGGCCGCAGUUGCCUCCAAGGAUGGUCCCUUUGCAUUAUUCAGAGGAAUUAAUGCUUCCUUCAUUCACUACACAUUAUCACACACCAUAGAAGCCUGGAUCACAGGUUUCAUCUCACCUUUCUUGUCGAUUCCGGACCCAUUCUUUUUGGAUUUAACUCAUUCAACUGAACCAGGUAAAUCCUUAUGGCUCUCUGUUCUGGCUUGUGUUCUCGCGGGAGUGAUUUUGAUGCCUUUGGACUUGAUAAAAGUUCGGCUAAUGAUCACCCAGUUUAAUAAACCUGUUUCUCCUACAUCCAGUGAUUCCUCUGAAGUACUCUCCUCAGAAUCAUCAACCGUUUACCCAGAGCCUUCGAUUGACACAAGAUCUGUGCGUGAAUCUAUCAGGCACUUUCCAAGAAAGGUGCUCUUGAACCCGCCCCCAACUAUCACUCUCUUGACUAUAUUACACCAGUUUUCUACAACAGUUUUCCGCAAGCUGGCCCCAUACUUGUUAUUUGUGAGAUACAAUAUUGACUCUUAUCUGUCACCAAACUUGUACACCAUGGUUAACUUGGUUUUGCUGAUCAUGGAGUUGUUUAUUAAAUUACCACUUGAGAACUUGUUACGUAAAGAACAAGUGAGAUUUUUAUUGAAACCGAAGUCAGAGGCAGAAGACAAAUAUGGCGUUGUGACCAUUAAGAACCCAGAAGAAAACCUCAUAGUUAACUUUAAUGGCUUUCUCCCUCAGGAUGUAUUUGAUGGUGAUGAAACUGACGACAGAAGGCCAUUAACUCUCUGGAAAAGAUUCCGUCUUUUGGGCCUCUUUAAUGGUUGGAGAGUUGGUGUAUUGAAUUUGAUCGGAUUCUGGGGCUACAACAUCUUCAAAAGCUCUGGUGUCAUAACAGAGGAAAGGCUUUGA